GGGUGGUGACGCAUGGGAAUCCCCGUGACGUCACCGCAGGGGGAUUCCUGCCUCGCCGGGGGAGCGCCCAAGGGUUUGGGGGUCCCGGGGGACGCGGGUAUGACACGGCGGUUUGAGGGGUCUCGGGAGUUCAGAGGGGACCCCCGAGCAGGGUCUGGAUGAGACACGGGGAUCUGGGGGACGCCUGGGCGUUCGGCGGGGUUCUAGGAGUUUUCAGGGUUCCCCGGCAUCCCGGGGACCCCCGAACCCUCCCUUGCACACCGCCAGGUCCCCCCCGCGCCGCUCCGCCCCAGACGGUGAAGCAGCUGCUGAAGGAGCUACGGCAGCAGAGGAGCCGGGAAGGGGCGAGAUCCCCGGUUUUGGCUCUGCCCUCCCCGCGCCCCUCGGAUGGCGCUCCCUGGCCCGCUGUCCCCGCUGUCCCCGCAGUGACGCCCAGCCUCUGUGCUGUCCCACAUGUGUCACCCCACGGCAGCCCGGGGGGGGCCCAUGGGGGAAGGGUCUCCGCUCCGAGGGGGUUUCAGGCUGCUGCCAUCCCUGGCCCUGCCUGGCCCCAUCCCGCAGUGCCGUGGGGAGAAUUUGGGGCCUCCCUGCUGGGAAGGGAGAUCCAAGACCCGUAUCCUGAACCCCAGGACCUGGCAGCCGCCCGCGCCGCACUGGGGGGCCGAGACCCCCGGGAGCUGCUGCGGCAGGACGAGGAGGGGGACACGCUGCUGCACGUGCUCUGUGCCGGGGGGCACUGGGCGCUCGCCCGGGCUGCGGCCGAGGCUCUGCGCGACCUGGGGGGACUGGAGGUGCGGGAGCACCUGGGCAAGACUCCCCUGCUGGUGGCAGCAGCAGCUGCAGCCCCGGAGAUCGUGCGGGACCUGCUCGUCCUGGGCGCCAAUCCCGACGCCGCUGACCACGGGGGCCGCACGGCCCUGCACCUGGCCGCAGCCUACGGGCACCCCGAAAUCCUCCAGGCCAUGAUGUCCUCGGGGGUUCCUGUCAACGUGGAGGCCAGAAAUUUUGAGGGCCAGACCCCUCUGCACUGCGCUGUCCUGGCCCACAACGCCUCGCUGCAGGGAGGGCACAGCGCCGCGGGGGGCUCUGCAGGGGGGUCCCCCACUCCCCAGGACCGAUUCCGCUGUGUUGAGCUGCUACUGCAGAUGGGGGCAGACAGCAGCAGCCAGGACACCAAAAGCAGCCUGACAGCCCUGCACCUGGCCGUGCGGGGAGGGAACCUUGCCCUGGCCCACCUACUGCUGCGCCAGCCUGGCAUGGCCCCCCGCCUUGUCAACAUGAAGGCCCACGGGAACACCCCCCUGCACAUGGCAGCAGCGCUGCCCGGGACCCCCAGCCAGGAGCCCCUUGUGAGGCUGCUCCUGGCCUGGGGUGCCGACCCCAGCGCCCGCAACCUGGAGCACGACCUGCCCCAGAGCCUGCUGCCCCCUGGGGCCCCCGGAGAGCAGCUCCGCCUCCUCCUGAGGAGCCGCCGGGGGUCCCAUCGCCCCCCCCCCACCGCCGAGUGACGUCAGAGGGGCGGGGUCUCCCCGGUACCGGAUGGGGGACACCCCCACAUUGGGGGAUCUCCCCAUGUUAACUUUUCCUGAUUUCAAUGAAAUUGCCCCCGAAUUUCUGUGAAAUGAGUCUGAACCACAUUGGUUUGGUGGGGGGAGGAGCACGGAGGGGGUCCAGCUCCCACUUGCCCUCCCCCCCAGCCUCAUUAAUGGGGGCUGCUAAUCAGAGGUGUCUCCUCUAAAUUGGGGGAUUUGCGUGGAGUAUGCCAAAUUGGAGAGGAAACUCAAAAACUGAGAGAAUUCUGGAAUGAAAUAAAAACUUUAUUAAAACCUGA
Molecule: messenger RNA, 1831 nt
Organism: Passer domesticus (house sparrow)
Lineage: Eukaryota; Metazoa; Chordata; Aves; Passeriformes; Passeridae
Gene: NFKBID
Product: NFKB inhibitor delta
Exons: 11
Coding region: 159-1508 (449 amino acids)
Biological process (GO): regulation of gene expression
Cellular component (GO): nucleus
Molecular function (GO): protein binding
Source: RefSeq, a predicted model, not a curated record